GCCUGGCCCAGCUGCAGGCCCAGCGCCGCUGAUCGUAUCUCGCCGCCGCUCAGUUUCCGCCCCGGCCGGCCGGCGGACCCGCUCGGCGGUCUCUGUCUCAGUUGGACAGUGUCUCUGUGUGCACCCCCGGGUUCCUCAGUCGGACAGUGUCUCUGUGUGCAGCGCCGGGUUCCUCAGUCGGACAGUGUCUCUGUGUGCAGCGCCGGGUUCCUCAGUCGGACAGUGUUUCUGUGUGCAGCCCCGGGGUCUGUGACGCCGGCCCGUCCCGUGCUCAGCCCGGCCGGCCGCGUGUGUCGCAGUGUUACGCACGCUUCCUGUCGCGGUUCCGUCCGGCGCGUGGCGAGCUCUGUAUCGGCAGCUGUGUGACUGCAGCGCGCCGGUAUCGGCCUGCGGCGGCUAACGCGGCGCUGCUCGGACCGGAAAGGGAGCCGGGACCGCGCGGCGCCCGGGCGACUGUCCGGGGGUCGGACGGAGUCGGCGGUGACUGUGCGUGUGAAUCAGCGUCAAUCCGUGUGGGGACGACUCAGAGUGGAGCUACGCAGUGGGCUGAGACCGAGUGGAGCACCGGCCGGUGGUGGAGGUCGUGCCGGCUGUCGGAGCCUCAGUGGAAGUCAGGCGUGUGACACGGGGUCUACGAGCGAUGCAGUGCUGCAGCGUUGGACCCGCCGUGCUGCUAACCCUGCUCCUGGUCGGGGACGUCGUCACCAGUGCCGCCGUCUGGAAGCACUCGUGCGAGCGGCCGAACAUCACCAACGGCAGAGUGGUGACGGUGAGGACGCCGCGCAAGUCGGCAACGGGACACAUGUUCAAGUACAGGUGCCGCAGGGGCUACCGCCGGCUCGGCAACAUGUACAACAUCUGCCUGCGCGGCCGCUGGGUCCUCGAGCACCCCUUCUGCGCACGACGGGGCUGUGCGGCGCUGGCGUCGCCGGCCGGCGGCUCGGCUCGCCAGUCUGUCCAGGGUGACGUCACCACGUUCCAGUGUGAGCCGGGGUACCGGCUGACCGGGGACGCCUCCCUGCACUGCAACGGCCGACAGUGGAACGGCACCGCGCCCGCCUGUGAGGUGUUUGCGCCGCCAGGGCCCGGUUCUCUCGUGUGGACGCCGGCCGCGGACGGCGGCGGGGGGGCGGAGCGACUCUUCUCGGCUCGACUUCCGGCGGCGGCUGCCACUUCCGGCUGUGUCCGCUUCUGGCACCGGCCGCGCCGCCGCCGCCAUCCGCUCUAUUCGGACGCGGUUCGGGUGUUUGCGCUGAAGGCCGACAGCUCGGCGCCGUCGGGUCACCUGCGGGCCGCGCUGCGGGGCACGGAUGGGGUCACCAGCGGAGACUGGACGGAGACGGUCGUACCGCUGCCCACCGUCGACGAACCAAUAGAGAUUGUAAUCGAAGCGGGCCGCUCGGCCGGCCGAGGCGCCGCUGUCGAGCUCAGGGACGUCGCAUUGAUGCAUGAAGACGAAUGUGACGCGGUGGCGACGCCGUCGGAAGGCCAGGCCAGAGGUACACCCACACCUGACCUAGAGGAUGAGGACCCGCCAGCUUCUUGGCCCGGACCACUGGACUCGUCUAGCCAGGACGAGGCACCUCCGCUCCCGGCGGAGGUGUCUCGUGCAGGACCUCACUCCCCGCCGCAGAACACUCUGACUCCCGACCCGGCCCCCUCUGUGCCGGCCGCUCGGAGGCCGGUCGGGCUCACACCCCGCCGGCGGCGGCCGGGCGGCGUCACACACCGGCGGCGGCUGUCGAUAUCUCCGCGGCGCGGCGCCGUCACUCGGGUCCGCCGUCCCGGAGACACCGCGAGCCGCACCGAGAGCCCGUCCGUGGUGGCUCGUCCGCCUGCAAUAUCAUCAGCGGCCGGGGGCGCGCAUGGCGCCGGAUCCGCGGCGUUUCCGGCGCGCCGGAGACGACCGCUGCCGCGUGGGAGAGGAGUGGAGAGCGGACUGACGUCCCCCGCGGGAGGUGACGAGAUUUCAGCGACGCCGCACGCGGUGGGUGGUCCGGUGGAGGGUGCUGAGAGAGGUGGUGAUAGUCGUGUGGGUCAGGCCGGGGAUCAGGAUGGUGGUGGUGGCGAUGUUGCGUCAGUGUUACCCGAUAGUCGGGCGGAAGGUGCCACUGAUGAGGGUGAACCCGUGGAUUAUGGCGAUACCGGCUGUAAUAACGGUAAUGGAUGCAGGAAGAGUGGAGGUGACUUUGAAGGGGAUGUAUUUGGAUCUAAUGGAGCCUCACCGGCUGAAGGCGAUGCAUUGGUAGAAACGGACUCAGAAGAGGAGAUAGAAGAAGAGGACAGCGAUCUUUUGAUGCUUGAGGAAGAAAUGCAAUCGAUCUCGACAACUAUGGAUGCAAAUAAAGUACUUGACCGUACGUUAGAAGAUUCCGAUACAACCCCAAUCAUCUUUCCAUCGGAAGACCCACGGUCGGAGGGAAAUUCGGGGCACAAGAACUGGCUCGGUGAUCUCCCAACGUUUUUGGUUCCUCCGAAAAUAAACCCGAUCAAUACAAUAAACCGUAACGACCAUCCAACGUCGACCGCAUCUCCAGAUUUUACCGAGAAACGCGACGAAACCAUCACUAUAACCCUCGAACAAAUGACAGUCACCGAAAACAUCAACACCUCCAGUGAGAACAACGAUCAACCAUUCGACCCCGACCGGAACAAAUCCAGCGCCAUCCUCCUCGGGACGCCAGCGGGUCGAGAGGACGAGGGGCGGGGGCUCGCCGCCGGUGCCGACCUGCCGUUCUACAUCGUGGUCGCGCUGGCGGCCGGCGGCUGUCUGCUGAUCCUGGUCACGGUCUCGACGGUGGCCGUGAGUCGACGGCGACGGGCGGCGGCGCCCGCGCCGGCGGCGGGGUCCGUGUUCGAGCCGGAGCCGGGCGACAGGGGGCCGAUCGCCGAGCUGAUGCGUCAGAACCGGCUGGACCACCAGGCGGUCGUGCCGGCGCCGGUCAGCCUGUGACCGGAGACCAGUGGUCUGAUCAGUCUGUGGCCAAAGACCAGUGGUUUUAUCGGUAUGUGACCAAAGACGACUGGUCCAGUCUGUUACCAAAGACAAAUGCCGUACCGGGGGCUCGGCAACAGUGAUAAACACGUAGAUCUGUACAGCGAGUGUGGCGUGCGCAUGCGGCGAGAUAUUAUGGCAUGUGCGUGUCUGCGUGCGUGUGCGUGGUGUGUGUCGCAUGUGUUCCAGAAUCCAGAUAGCGACAUUCUGUCAGAGACCUGUUGAGAUAUAACAGAGUGCGAACUUUUUUGGUGUAAAAGGUGUUAGUUUUUUUACAAAGUGUAUGCAUAGCCCAUAAUCACUUUACAAUAAAUGCAGCAGUGCCAGCA
Molecule: messenger RNA, 3324 nt
Organism: Amphibalanus amphitrite
Lineage: Eukaryota; Metazoa; Arthropoda; Thecostraca; Balanomorpha; Balanidae
Exons: 7
Coding region: 641-2953 (770 amino acids)
Cellular component (GO): membrane
Source: RefSeq, a predicted model, not a curated record